Puntigrus tetrazona (Sumatra barb) is the source of this 2925-nucleotide messenger RNA. It is a transcript of the gene pkp1b, whose product is annotated as plakophilin 1b. NCBI's taxonomy places the organism in Eukaryota, Metazoa, Chordata, Actinopteri, Cypriniformes, Cyprinidae. Gene Ontology annotation, cellular component: plasma membrane; adherens junction; cytoplasm. Gene Ontology annotation, biological process: cell-cell adhesion; cell-cell junction assembly; intermediate filament bundle assembly. The coding region runs from base 191 to 2485 and encodes 764 amino acids. Gene Ontology annotation, molecular function: cadherin binding. The record is from RefSeq and is a predicted model, not a curated record. The transcript has 12 exons.
UUUCUCGGCGUGACGAGGAGAAGGACAGGUGUCGACCGGGCGUCGCGUGGGCGUGGUCGAGGGCAGGGCCAGGUGAAUCUCUCCCGUGAGUCAAACCCUGAAUCAAACGCAGAGCUGCCAGACGGAGCAGAUAGUUGGAGCUUUACGAAUCGGACCUCGCCUGUCUCUGGAGCGGAGACAAAAGCCAAAAAUGAUGCCCGAACCUUUAAAGUCGGCUCUGUCCAUCGGAGACGUGGAGGACACGUCCCUCGCGCUGCCGUCCGACCGCGAGCUGAGAUCCGCGCAGCAGAGAGUCCUGGAGCAGGUCCACACCAUCAAGAGGAGCAAGUCCAAAUACAGCAGCAAAAGCGUGUCUGGACUCACUUCCCCUGCUAGUCCUGAAAGCGACAGUGUGUUCUACGACUUCAAGUUUUCCCCCGGCGCGUCUCUCAGCGGACCCUCGUUCAGCAGAGGAGGAACCAUGACAAACGGGGCUAUGCAAAGGCAAGGCUACGUGCGCCAGUCCACCAACUCCCGUAGCUCCAGCGGUCAGCGGGUGUCCAGUGGCUCCAGCAAGUACGAUCGGAGCCUGUACAGCGCUGCCGGCACCCUCCCGGCCCAAACCCGGACCAGCAACCAGCUGUACAGCUACAACGCCACUCGCAGCGCUCCGGACCUGGGCUUCCAGUCCACCUCCGCCGCUCUGCGCACCCAAAGCGGCCGGCAGACCCUCACCAAGGCGCCCGUCGCCGCUCCUGUCCAGGCUUACGGGAAUGGCAGCGCGGCCAGAAUGCCCAACGUCAAGCGGGCCGCGAGACGGCCGUCUUCCCUGCAGUCCAACGGGGAGUCCAGGCUCUCCGUGAUCAGGACCGGACAGGCCAAGGACGUCUCUGGGAUGAACGCGGAGAAGCUUAUGGCCGAUAUGACGAUGCAAGACGCGGUCGACUAUCUGUUCAGCACGGAUGAGAGCUACCAGCUGUGCGGAGCCGCUUACAUCCAGCACAGCACCUUCACCGACGACAAGGCCAAGCAAGAGGUGAUGACCCUGAAGGGCAUUCCUCCGCUGGUCAACCUGCUGAACAGCCCCAGUCCUCAGGUCCAGGAGACGGUGGCCGCAGCCCUGAGGAACGUGGUCUUCAAAAACCAGCCCAACAAAGAAGAAGUGCAGCGCUGCGGAGGAAUCACACAGGCUGUGCAGCUGCUCGCCGAUAGCAGCUCUGAGACUCAGAAACACCUGACAGGUCUCCUGUGGAACCUCUCCUCUGCGGAUAGCCUUAAACCUGAUCUGCUCCGCACCGCUCUGCCCGUUCUUAACGAGAAAGUCAUAGAGCCCUUUUCAGCAAGUGUAGAUGACAACUCCAACAGCAGCGUGGCACCGGAGGUCUUCUGCAACGCCACGGCAUGCCUUCGCAACCUAAGCUCCUCUAAGCUGGCCAACCGUCAAGCCAUGCGCAACUGCAAAGGCCUUAUCGACUCGCUCAUGCGCUACACCGAGAACGGCUUGAAUUCUGGGACAUCCGACAACCAGUCUUUGGAGAACUGUGUCUGCAUCCUGCACAACCUUACCUACCAGCUGGAGGCCGAGAUGCCGUCUCUCUUCACUAAAAUAAACACGCUGGCCAGCCGCGCUCACAACCGCUCCAGCUCAUCAGACGCCGGGCCGAUCGGCUGCUUCAGCUCCCAGAGCCAAAAACUGCAGCAGGAGGUUCGCGUGAAUGCCGUCUUGAUAUUUCAGACCCUGAGAUAUUGCCAUUGUGAAUUUAGCAAAGGCGUCUCAUUGCCGUGGAUGCCGUCCUUCAGCUUGUCUCGUUUGGUUGUGUUGCAGAGCGGCUUCGACUUUCCGGUGAUGGAGGACAACAAUCCCAAAGGCUCCGGCUGGCUCUUCCACUCCAAAGCCCUGCAGAUGUACCUCAAUCUGUUGAGCUCCAGUGAAAGAGACGCCACGCUUGAGGCCAGCUGUGGAGCGCUGCAGAACCUCACAGCCACUGACGGCAUAGUGUCGAAUGUGUUGAGUCACACGAUCGUCCAGAAGCUCAACGGUCUUAAAUACAUCAGUCCGUUGUUGCAGUCGGCCAAUCCUGCCCUGCAGAACAGCGCAGUCGCUCUGCUCGGGAAUCUGUCCCGAUCCACGCGUACAAACAAAACCAUGGCUCGGCAGACUCUCCCGCAGCUGGUCGGCUUUCUGAACUCAGGCCUGGCGAAAGGAGACUCGUCGCCCGAACACGACAGCACCAUGGCCACGGCUCUUCACAGCGCUCACGCUCUGAUGAAGGCCGACCCCGAGAUCGGCAAGAGUCUGCUGAACAACAGCCUGAUCAACUCCCUCAACAACAUGAGUCUCAAUCUGGGUCUGCCGAAGUCCAGCACUGCAGCAGGAGUUCUUCUUCACAGUCUGUGGUCGGAAAAGAACAUUCAGAGUUUCCUUAAAAAGCAAGGCAUGAACAAGAAGUCCUUUGUGAACGACACAACGUCGGCAGCUUUCAAAUCUCUUCAAGUGGUCGACUAAGAAGCACUUUACAGAUUUUAAUUGCAUUGCAUUUUAAUUUUGGUUAAGUAUUGCAAAAGAAGCGGUAUGAAUGAGCUUUUAUUUCUUUUGGGGAAGUAGCUUUUUGUGCACAGCAAAAACAGGAUUUUAUUUGUUUUUUUCUGUUUCUCGAGAUUAAGAUGAUUUUGUAUGCCUUUGUUUGUCUUUAUAAUAUGUUCUAAGUGAUUUUAUGAGAGUAUUACAGUUUAAGAUAUUGUAUUUUAUACAGCAUGAUAUAUUAUAUAUCAGACCAUCUAAAUACGUGUGUAUGUCAGUCAGCGAGUAAUAGGAGUAGUUCUAGGAAGUUUUUUCCUUUUUCGUCAUUACAAAUACUGUGGCCGUUGCGUUAAGGGUGUGGAUCAACUUGUAUGUUUCAGCUCACAUUGACUUCAAGCAAAGUUUCAAUAAAGUUUUCAACAGCA